Messenger RNA from Clunio marinus, 4527 nucleotides. NCBI's taxonomy places the organism in Eukaryota, Metazoa, Arthropoda, Insecta, Diptera, Chironomidae. The record is from the annotation of a GenBank genome assembly.
ACAGUUGAUUAUUUAAUUUAAUUAAACUGAUAAAAAUAACGAAUCAGAAUUGUUCUUUAAUUAAUUAUGAUUAAUCAGUCUAUUCUCACAAGUCUUAUUUGAUUGCAUAAUAAAUAAGAAAACAUUUUCUUCAACAUUGCUGAAAGUCUUUGAACAUAAACUUUGCUUGUUAAGCCCUGAUUGUUGAAUUGGAAAAAAAACGCGAGAAGUAAAAAAUGGCUGACGAAGGUGGGCGAAGAACGAGAUCAACACGAUCAAAACCUCUACAGGAAACACCAGCUACUCCUCGAGCUUCUCGCAGAACAAGAAAAAACAUCGAAGAAGAGGAACAACAUAAUGACGAGAUGGUGAUUGAGAGUAAACUCGAUAAUUCUGCUGAAGAUAUUCAGGAAACACCAAUGGAAACAAAUGAAAUUGAUGGAGAAGACUUUUAUCAACAACAUUCUGAAAUGCCUCAAACGAAUGACGACAAUGGAAGUUCUAACUAUUGUUACGAUGACAAUUUAACUUACGAACAGCAGUCAAAUGAAAAAGAGGAAACUAAUCAAACUGAUGAAACAACUGAACAAGAGACAUUUAUUGCUGAUUUAGCAGAUUUAGAAAAUGCUAACAGUUUUCCAUCUGGAAUCGAUGAGAACUCAAUGAAUAAAGCUCAGCUCGAGAGUGACAGCAAUCAAAUGAAGGAAUUCAUUGAAGAUGAAAUGAACGAUAGAUCGAAUGACAAAUCGUUGUGUGAAGACACAUUUGCUCAAAGUGAAGAAACCAAACCCGGAGAUCAUGCAACUGAUUUGGACGCCGAAAAUAUUUCUGAAGACGAAUUACCAGGACCAACGAAAGCAAAAGUUGAAGAUGCUGAAGAAGUAUCCGAUGAAGAACUGCCUGGACCGAAAACAGCAGAAAAUUUGAAUAUUUAUAACGAAAAUAUUUCCGAAGAUGAACUACCAGGACCUGAAAAAGCAAAGGUUGAAGAUGCUGAAGAAGUGUCUGACGAAGAAUUACCUGGACCUAAAAUGGCGGAAUUACCAGCUGACACUGAAGUUGUUUCUGAAGAUGAACUUCCAGUUCUAAAGCGAGAUAUUAAACGAAAGCAUGAAGAUUAUGAUCCAAAUGAACCCACUGAUGAAGCAGAGGAAAAGAAAGUUAAAACCAAUGUUGAUGAAAAGCCAAAAUACAAACUCCCAGACUUGGAGAAAUACUGGAAAGCAGUAAAAGCUGAUCGUGAAGAUUUCAAUGCAUGGACAUAUUUACUUCAAUAUGUCGAUUCAGAAAAUGACCCAGAAGCAGCAAGAGAAGCUUAUGAUAGCUUUUUAUCACGUUAUUGCUAUUGUUAUGGUUAUUGGCGUAAAUAUGCAGACUAUGAGAAGAAGAAAGGAAGUCCGGAAAAGUGUGAAGAGGUUUUUGAGCGUGGACUUAAAGCGAUUCCAUUGAGUAUUGAUUUAUGGAUUCAUUACUUGACACAUGUAAAGCAAAAACAUGAAGGCGAUCGUGACUUUAUCAGAUCUCAAUUUGAAAGGGCUUUGAAUGCAUGCGGCUUGGAGUUUCGAUCAGAUAAGCUUUGGGACGGUUACAUCAAAUGGGAAGGCGAAGAAAAAAACUUUCACAACAUUAUGAACAUUUACGAUCGUUUAUUAUCAACACCAACUCAAGGAUAUAAAACUCAUUGGGAUAAUUUCCGUGAAUUGGUGAAUAACAACAAUCCAGUUCAUAAGUUGGUGUCAGUUGAGGAAUUCAAGAUUUUGCGUGACGAAGUUCGUAAGGAGUUAGGUGAGGCAAAUGUUGGAGACAUCGAUGAUUUAGCACCAGGAGAAGAUGAACCAAAUGACCAUGUUCGGAGUGAAGAAGAAGCUGACGCUAUUCGCAAGUUAAUCAUAAAUAAACGAAAGAAAAUUAACAAGGCAACAGUUGAAAUGAUCAAUAAGCGAUGGACAUUUGAAGAAGGCAUCAAACGACCAUAUUUUCAUGUCAAACAAUUGGAAAGAAUUCAAUUGAAGAAUUGGAAAGAAUAUCUUGAUUUUGAGAUCGAACAAGGUGAUGAAAAGCGCAUUUUGGUGUUAUUUGAACGUUGUUUGAUUGCUUGUGCACUUUACGAAGAAUUUUGGUUGAAAUUAAUUCGUUAUCUUGAAACCCAAGGAGACAGUUCCAAGAUUGAAGCACAAAAACGCGAUGUUUUUGUUCGUGCUUGUACGAUACAUCAUCCUGAUAAACCAAGUUUGUUGAUGAUGUGGGCUGCUUUUGAGGAAUCCCAUUCAAAUAUUAAGAAAGCAUCUGAAAUUUUAGAGAAUUUAGAUAAAAUACAUCCAAAUCUUCUUCAAGUUGCUUAUUUCCGUAUCAAUCUUGAAAGACGUCAUGGAAAUUUGAAGAAAUCAACGCAACUCUAUGAACAUUACAUUAUAAUGUCGAAGAAUAAAAAUAUUACAGCAUCGCUUGUCAUCAAAUAUGCAAGAUUUUUAAAUAAAAUUUUGAAUGAUUAUGAUGAAGCUAUGAAAUGUUUGAAAGGUGCUCUUGACAAAGAUCCAUUGAACACAAGAAUUGCAUUACAAAUCAUUGAUCUCGCUUUGCAAAGAAAUAAUGUUGAUGAAAAAGAAAUUUUGGGCAUUCUUGAUGAUUUCAUGAAGCAAGAAAGUUUAGAACUUGAUCAGAAAUUGCUUUUCGCUCAAAGGAAAGUUGAAUUUUUGGAAGAUUUUGGUAGCUCUGUCAUUGCUUUGCAGGAUGCUCAAAAGUCUCUUCAAGUUAUUCUCGAAAAAACCAAAGAGAGUAAAAAGAAAUCGAGUGAUCACGAAUCAAAUGUCGUUAAGAAGUCGAAGGAGACACCUUCAUCUAACAAUGGAAAUCCAUAUUCAAGCACUCCUUACAAUUACAGUUCAAGCUCAGGACAUUACAGUAGCUCAAGCUAUCCAAAUUAUGCUAGUAGUGGACAGUACGAUUGGAAUCAACAGAGUUAUUACCAACAAGGCGCGUAUGGUUACGCUCCACACUUAGGACAUCUCUAUAGUUCGGUUAUUGCCGACACAAUUAAUCGCUUUGAAAAAUUAACAUCAACAAACAAUCUCAACAUUUUUAGCACAGGCACAGAUGAACAUGGAAUGAAAGUGCUUCAAGCUGCAUCAAAAAAAGGCAUUCCCAUUGAUGAAUAUUGCAAAAAUAUUUCUGAAGAUUAUAAGAAACUUUUUCAAGCCAGUCAAGUUGAAUUUACUGAUUUUAUAAGAACAACUGAAGAGAGACAUAAGCAAGCAGUGUGGAAAUUUUGGAAUGUCUUAAGCUCACAGAAUGCUAUUUAUAAGGACACUUACUCAGGAUGGUAUUGUGUACAAGAUGAAACAUUUCUCACCGAAUCGCAGUUAGAAUUGAAGAACAGUGUUAAAGUUUCAUUAGAAUCGGGGCAUCCAGUGGAAUGGACUGAAGAGGAGAAUUAUAUGUUCAAGCUUAGUGAUUAUCAAGAUGAUGUUAUUUAUUGGGCAAAACAAGGAAACCACAUUGAUCCUCCAGUUUUCAAUAAAAUUCUCUUAGACAUGCUUCAAGAAGAAUUACCAGAUAUAUCAAUUUCAAGGCCAAGCAGUCGCAUGUCAUGGGGCAUCACAGUACCAAAUGAUCCUUCGCAGAAAAUUUACGUUUGGCUUGAUGCCCUUACAAAUUAUCUCACAGUUGCUGGAUAUCCCAACGAACUCAAAGUUUGGCCACCGAAUAUUCACGUUAUUGGCAAAGACAUUCUGAAAUUUCAUGGAAUAUAUUGGCCUGCAUUUCUGAUUGCAGCUGGUCUUGAACCGCCAAAGAAAUUGUUGGUUCACUCUCAUUGGACUGUUGAUGGUCAAAAGAUGUCGAAAAGUAAGCAAAAUGUUGUUAAUCCAACGGAACGUUCUGAGAUUUAUACAAUGGAAGGGAUUCGAUAUUUUCUUCUGAGGGAAGGUGUUCCAUAUAAUGAUGGAAAUUACAGCGACACAAAAGUUGUUAGAACAUUAAAUUCUGAGCUUGCUGACACGUUUGGAAAUCUUUUAUCAAGAGCUUGUGCAAAGAGUUUAAAUCCUCAGCAAAUAUUUCCUCAAAUUCAUAAUGACCAACUGAAUGAUAUUGUCAAGAUGGAUUCAUGUAAAAUUCUCAUUGAAAAGAUUGCAGAAUUACCUGAAAAAUGUCUGGAGAACUUCAUUUGUUUCAACUUUCAUUACAUUGUCGAUUCGGUCAUGACAACUUUACACUCUGCUAACAAUUUCUUUGAAUCUUCCAAACCUUGGGAGUUUAAAAAUGGAAGUGCAAAUGAUAAAAGAAAAUUAGAAACAAUAAUUAGCCUAACAAUGGAGUCUUUGAGAAUUUGUGGAAUUGUUCUUCAACCGAUCAUCCCAAAUUUCACUGAAAGACUUUUAAAACGUCUCAACAUCCCCCAAGAACAAAGAUUAUGGAGAGACACAAAACUUUACCUAAGAAAAGUUUCCCAUCCAUUAGUCGACUUAGAUUCAAACAUUCUCUUCAAAAGAAUUAUUCUUGAAAGUGAGAAGAAAGAAAAACAAGGAAAUAAAUAAAAAAGCUUCGAUUAGU